This is a messenger RNA of Eleginops maclovinus (Patagonian blennie), 1227 nucleotides long. RefSeq names its product prisilkin-39-like. The record is from RefSeq and is a predicted model, not a curated record. The transcript is spliced from 2 exons. NCBI's taxonomy places the organism in Eukaryota, Metazoa, Chordata, Actinopteri, Perciformes, Eleginopidae. Bases 1 to 1227 code for a protein of 408 amino acids.
AUGCCUCAACCACAAGGCAUGCUGGGAAAACACCAGAGCGCUGUGAGGGUGUGGAAACAACAGAAGGUCCGAGGGUUUUAUUACUACUACUACUCCUACUACUCUUACUCCUUCUACUCCUACUCUUACUCCUUCUACUCCUACUCUUACUCCUUCUACUACUACUCCUACUACUACUACUCUUACUCCUUCUACUCCUACUCUUACUCCUUCUACUACUACUCUUACUCCUUCUACUCCUACUCUUACUCCUUCUACUCCUACCCUUCUUGCUACUCCAACUACUACUACUACUCUUACUCCUUCUACUCCUACUCUUCUUGCUACUCCAACUACUACUCUUACUCCUACUACUACUACUCUUACUCCUUCUACUCCUACCCUUCUUGCUACUCCAACUACUACUACUACUCUUACUCCUUCUACUCCUACUCUUCUUGCUACUCCAACUACUACUACUACUCUUACUCCUACUACUACUACUCUUACUCCUUCUACUCCUACCCUUCUUGCUACUCCAACUACUACUACUACUCUUACUCCUACUACUACUACUCUUACUCCUUCUACUCCUACCCUUCUUGCUACUCCAACUACUACUACUACUCUUACUCCUUCUACUCCUACUCUUCUUGCUACUCCAACUACUACUACUACUCUUACUCCUACUACUACUACUCUUACUCCUUCUACUCCUACUCUUCUUGCUACUCCAACUACUACUACUACUCUUACUCCUUCUACUCCUACUCUUCUUGCUACUCCAACUACUACUACUACUCUUACUCCUACUACUACUACUCUUACUCCUUCUACUCCUACCCUUCUUGCUACUCCAACUACUACUACUACUCUUACUCCUACUACUACUACUCUUACUCCUUCUACUCCUACUCUUCUUGCUACUCCAACUACUACUACUACUCUUACUCCUACUACUACUACUCUUACUCCUUCUACUCCUACCCUUCUUGCUACUCCAACUACUACUACUACUCUUACUCCUACUACUACUACUCUUACUCCUUCUACUCCUACUCUUCUUGCUACUCCAACUACUACUACUUUUACUACUACCACUCCUACUUUUACUACUACCACUCCUACUCCUAUUACUACUAUAACUACUCCAACUACUACUCCUCUUACUCCUCUUACUACUCCACCUACUCCUACUCCUACUAUUCCAACUACUACUCUUACUCGUACUACUACAUAAUUCACUGA